Molecule: messenger RNA, 1158 nt
Organism: Maudiozyma saulgeensis
Lineage: Eukaryota; Fungi; Ascomycota; Saccharomycetes; Saccharomycetales; Saccharomycetaceae
Source: the annotation of a GenBank genome assembly
AUGAAUACUGCUAGUAUCACUAUCUCAAAUAGAGAUGAAGACCUACCACCAUUGUUAUUACCAAGUAUUAAUCCAAAUAUAAGAAAUAUAAUGAAUGGAACAAAUAAUAUUAUGGAUCAUCAUCAUCAUCACCAUCAUCAAGAUAAUAGUAAUGAUAGUAGUAGUACUAGUAGUAGCAGCAAUGCUCCGACAAAUAUUAUUAAAAUUGACCCUUUCCUUCAUAAGAAAAGACAAUUAGAGAAUACUAAUAUAAAGAAAGAAGAUCAAUCAUCAACUUUAAUUAAUGGAUUAGAAAGCUUAGCAUCAUUAGCUACAAAAAGACCAAAAUUAUCAUCAACUACAUCAAAUAAUAAUGCAACUAUGCCUGCUAAUUUAUUAAUGGGUUUACAUCAUAAUAUACAUACACCACCUCCAUUACUAAACAACAACAAUAAUACUACUACUACUACUACCACCACCACCACCAAUACUGGUAAUAGUACUCCACAUAGUAUUGAUACGCCACGUAGUAUUACACCAGCAAGCGGAAUUCCAUCAAGAAGUGUUACACCUUUAAGAAAAAAUCAAAUAACAUCAAAUGUAUCUCCAACUUCUUCUGUAUCAUCAUCUUCAACAACAACAAAUUCACAAACUUCAAAGAGACAAAGAGUGGGUCCAAGUUGUGAUAAAUGUCGACUUAAGAAAAUUAAAUGUGAUGCUCAUAUUGAAGUAUUAGUUCAAGAUGAAUCUGUUCUUACUUUUGCAACUGAUUUAUUACAUUAUGCAUUAACUAGAGAUGAUGUUAUACGACACCGUACUGUAUUGGAAUCUCAAUUCCAUAUCGGCAAUGAUACUUUAGAUUCAUUCUUAAAACAAUCAUUUGAUAAUUAUAAUCCUCAUGCUGGUAAUAAACAAUUCAUUAAUUAUUUGUCAAUAAUCAAACAUAUUGAUAAAUUAAUUCUCUUUAAACCAUGUUUAUCCUGUUGCAAGAAAAAACAUUCGGCUAUUAUUACUGGAUUUGUAACACCAAACCCAUAUACAGAAUUUUUAAAUUGUUGUACUUUUUCAAAAGGUUUUACUAGAGCUGAUAUUAAUAUCUUUUCAAGAAUAAGUAAAAAUAUUAACGGGAAAACUAUUUAUGAAAUGAAUACGAAUGAUUAUAAAAAUGCAGGUUUUUAA